Molecule: messenger RNA, 510 nt
Organism: Anthostomella pinea
Lineage: Eukaryota; Fungi; Ascomycota; Sordariomycetes; Xylariales; Xylariaceae
Source: the annotation of a GenBank genome assembly
AUGCAGAACAUCAUCCAUUCGGCCCUGCGCCUCCUGCAGUUCCUGUUGGUGCUGCUGACCACUGCCCUCAUCGGCAAUGUCAUCGCCACCAACUGGGGUGCCGCCGGCUCCGCCAAAGCCGCUGUCAACUUCAUCAUGUUUGUGUGCGCCUUGAGCUGGAUUGCCGUCUUGUACGGCCUGAUCUCGCAUUUCGUCUCCGCCGCCGCCAUGCCCAUUGUCGCACUGGCGCUGGACGCUGCAGCCACUUUGUUCACCUUCAUUGGCGCCGUCGUGCUGUCUGCGAAACUCACUGCCGUCAACUGUGGCAGCAACUUCCACAACAAGCCCAGCGAUUGGGUUGCCUUCGGCGGGAACGACACCGAGAAGCACUGUCGCGAAAUCCAGGCCAGCGUCGUCUUCCUGUGGUUCCUGUUCGCCGCAUUCGCCGCUAGUCUCUUCUUCGCCUUCAAGGCCUUCCGAGGACGUGGCGGAUCCAUGGGUCGUCCUAGCAUGUCCCAGGUCGGCGUCUAG